This is a messenger RNA of Suillus discolor, 1545 nucleotides long. RefSeq names its product WD40 repeat-like protein. NCBI's taxonomy places the organism in Eukaryota, Fungi, Basidiomycota, Agaricomycetes, Boletales, Suillaceae. The transcript has 11 exons. Gene Ontology annotation, cellular component: Cul4-RING E3 ubiquitin ligase complex; cytoplasm. Gene Ontology annotation, biological process: negative regulation of fatty acid biosynthetic process. The coding region runs from base 1 to 1545 and encodes 514 amino acids. Gene Ontology annotation, molecular function: protein binding. The record is from RefSeq and is a predicted model, not a curated record.
AUGCACAUGCGUCGUACCUUGAACAAGUUUUGUCCGACCGAAUCGUUAACUUCACGAUCUAUCCAUCUUGCAAGGAAGGAUGCGUUGAAAAAGUUUUAUGAGUGUGGGUUUUCGUAUUCCAGGAAACUAACAGCCCACAAGUCAUGUGUCAACUACCUCGCCUUCUCAAGGCACGAUGGCAGAUGGCUCGCAAGCGCUGGAGACGACUGCCGCGUGUUGCUUUGGGAUUUCAGUCAGGAGGACGUGGUGUGUCCAAUGCAUGCUUUUGCUGGACCUAUGGGAAAUGUACUGACGCUUGAUUUCUCAGCUACGAAUCAGUAUUUGUAUAGUGGAGGAGCGGAUGAUGUUAUUUUGAAGUACGAUGUUUCGACGUUGCGGGAGGUUGGUAGUACUAGUAUUGAUGAGAGGGAUUGGUCGUUUUCCGUUGAACGCGAAGACGGAAAACUCGUACUGCACGACAGCCGUGCUGGAGGUAGGAUGAGCGCGGCGCAAGGGACGCUUCAACAUACGGCCGCAUUCACAGGCGCGCAACAUCACCCUGUUAUGGAGCAUGUUUUUGCGACUUGCGACGUGCAUGGGCAUGUUUGUCUCCGGGAUACGAGGAUGACUUUUGGGCCGUUGUCGAGACGGUCGAAUGGUGGGAUCGUGAGAGUGUAUAACACGAAGUUGUCGAGAAAGUCGACGGGUUAUCUUAGUAAUCCAGAGAGCAGCAGUUUGACUUUUGAUCGCGAUGGUGAGUUUUGGACCACUAGUUGUCACUAUUUCCCAACGAUAUAUGCCAUGUCAGAUCCACAUCCCUUGGCUAUAUGCACAGGUCGCAACACCCCCGAUGGAACCCCUAUCUCUCCACCCCAACGAUCAUACACCAAUUCAUGUACGAUGAAAUCAGGCGCUUUUGGUGGUCCUGGCAUGGAUGAAGAUGAUAUGUAUGGUGCUGGGUCUGAUGAUUUCAGGGCUUAUGUAUGGAGGAUUCCUCCUUUGAUGACUUUGCAGGGGCUUAGACAGGAGAUCACCUCUCAUGACUGGUACGCUCGCGAAUGGCCGGAUACUGUAGUACUAGCGUUUGCGGAAGGCAAGUGGGAGAGCAGAUACGUGCCUCACGAGAUAUCGAUGCCAUUAGCCAGACUGAAUGGGCAUAAAUCAAUCGUCAAUUCUGUCGCGAUUCAUCCGUCCUUGCUACAUAUCGCGACUUCGGGCGUCGAACGACAAAUCAUACUUCAUAGCCCUACGCCUUCGUCGCCUGCUGUUCAAAAUCUCCUUCCUACCUCACCGACUGUGAGGAUGCUUCAACCACAAGAUCUAGCGGCGCAAAGAACGUUUCUACGAGCACUUUUUGGGCCACAUCCGACCCUGCAUGAGGAUGUUGAGGAUGAUGAAGGGGAAAAUGAGACGAUCUCACUUUUUGAUCAUAUUUUGAGAGCAGAGGGUGAAGCAGAUGUGUUUACAAUAAGACGUUGGGGAGAAGAUUCAGAAGAAGAUUCAGAAGAUGAAGAUGAGACGAUAAUCGAUGUCUUUGAUACCUCUCUUUCUGAUAGCUCCCUAUAA